AUGUUUGUGCUCACAAAAAUCUCAGAUCUUAUUAGACUGGAUCCUUUAAAUUUUAACACCCCACUUGCUGAGGGUCUCGAGGACGAAAUCAAUAAAAAAUUUGCAAACAGAGUUAUCCAUAACGUCGGACUAUGUAUUUGUCUCUAUGAUAUCGAAGACUUUAACGAUGGCAUGACAAAAAAUGGUGAUGGCGGUGUCUUCAUAAAGUGCACUUUCAGAAUAAUAGUCUUUAGACCAUUUGUAGGCGAAAUCCUUGUUGGAUGGGUCUCUUCUUGUACAGAAGAAGGUAUCAAUAUCAAAAUGGAGUUCUUUGACGAUAUACACAUUCCAAAAGACCUACUAUUCGAAACGUGCCAAUUCGUCCCAAGAGAACAAGCCUGGGUUUGGAAAAACGGAGAGUACGAUUACUACAUUGAUACAAAUGAAAAAAUCAGAUUCAGAGUCGAACAAGAAAUCUUUACCCAACAACAACCCCGUAAACCUUCUUCUCUUCAAAUGUCUGAAGACCCUGCUAACCAGGAAGUUAUCCAUCCUCCAUACUCAAUAAUCGGGUCAUGUCAAGCUGAUGGUAUGGGUUUAGUUUCUUGGUGGGAUUAA
Magnusiomyces paraingens is the source of this 597-nucleotide messenger RNA. RefSeq lists its product as uncharacterized. Gene Ontology annotation, cellular component: RNA polymerase III complex. The transcript has 5 exons. Gene Ontology annotation, biological process: DNA-templated transcription; transcription initiation at RNA polymerase III promoter. The record is from RefSeq and is a predicted model, not a curated record. The coding region runs from base 1 to 597 and encodes 198 amino acids. NCBI's taxonomy places the organism in Eukaryota, Fungi, Ascomycota, Dipodascomycetes, Dipodascales, Dipodascaceae. Gene Ontology annotation, molecular function: DNA binding; DNA-directed RNA polymerase activity.